AUGGAAGAUUUCAAUACCGAUGUGGAUCAUAUCUCGAUCUUGCCGGAAGAAAUUAUCCACAACAUUCUCGGUCGACUGACCAUGCUUGAUAUUAUUCGAACCAGUUGUCUAUCAAAGGCAUGGAACUCUUUUGGUGUUUCCCUUCCGUGCAUGAAUAUCGACAACAGUUUACGUGCUAUUCCUCUUGAGUGGUUCAAGGAUUUCAUGCACCGCAAAGUGAGCAGCAUGGGCAUCCAAGGGAAACCUUUGAUUUUGUUCAAAAUCAAGUUAUGCUUAGAUCAUCUCCUAGUUUACAAAGCGAGAGAGGAGAUCGAAAGAUGUAUGAAGCUAGUCUUUGAGACUUGCACUAUCAAAGAGUUUGUGUUCCACAUCACAAGUACUGGUGCUAGAUAUGAUGUGACAAAUCAUGAUCUGUAUGCAUUUUUUCAUCACAUCUAUAAUGCUGAGACCUUAAAUGUGUUAAGGUUAAGUGGUAUGAGUCUAGCGCAACCCUCUGGGGUUAUGAAGCUCUCAAGCCUCCAGAGUUUAAGUUUACAAAAUGUAAAGCUACACGACCAAAGUGGCAUUGAUUGGUUCUUUGCUGCUUGCCCUAUGAUAAGGGAAUUAAGGUUGAUCGAUUGCAAUCAUUUGGAGCACUUGAAGGUGUCUGGUCUUAGUCAUCUCAAACAUCUAGAGAUUGAUUCUUGUAACCAUCUCACGAGUGUUGAGAUCCAAUCACCAGGUCUUGUGAAGCUCGUGUUGUCCGAGAUCAAGAGACGCAGACUUGAUAAUUUUAUUUUGGGUUUGGAAAUAGACUCACAAACUUGUGAAACAUUGAAGGAAUUAACGUUGUGCAAUUCCACCAUACGAGGUUCUAUCUUCAGCCGCAUGUUUUCUGGAUGCACAAACGUUGAGUCCUUGGUGCUUGACAAUUGUGUGCAUUUCUUUAAGAUAACAAUUUUGAGUCAGAAGCUGAAGAAACUUGCCAUUAGAAGAUGUUUCGAUGUUCUUAUCACUGAUAUUAAUGCUCCAAAUUUGACUUCGUUCAGUUUCUGCAAUUUUUGUUGGUAUGAUUCCUCUCUCUCUUUCCCAAUCAUUGAGAAAAUAAUCCAUCAGCAAGAUUGCAUGAUUGACUUCAAUCACACACUCAUGACCAAAAGUAUAUGGAUAUCUCUUUGGUUUGAUAAAUUUAAGGAUGUUCAAGGUCAAAAGAUGGUUAUCUACCCUGAGAGUGAUAGGUGGCAUGAUAUUAGUGUUGUCAUUGUAUUAGAAGAUUGGAGUUCUAUGGCAGAACUUCCACUUAUGACUAAGAUAUGUGAAGAAGCUGCAAAAACAACAAUUACAACCAUGAGUUUUCUUGAUUUAGCUGAUUACGUGCUUGAGAGUAAUCAGCGUGAAGGCAACAAGUUGGAAAAUGUUAUAACAAUAUUAUCUACUGAUGAAAGCAAAUUUUAUAAGACUUUAAAGAAGAAAAGGCCAACAAUUUCAUGUAAGCGUUGCUCUUCACGUGAAAUUGUUAACAAUGACAAUGAUGGUUUCCCCUACCAAGCUCUGUUGAGGAGGAUAACAGCUGGAACUAUGAAAGCAAUUCGUUUCUCAAUCCCUUCUCUUUAG
Messenger RNA from Lotus japonicus, 1593 nucleotides. Its product is annotated as F-box protein At3g59000-like. The record is from RefSeq and is a predicted model, not a curated record. Gene Ontology annotation, molecular function: protein binding. The transcript is spliced from 3 exons. NCBI's taxonomy places the organism in Eukaryota, Viridiplantae, Streptophyta, Magnoliopsida, Fabales, Fabaceae. Bases 1 to 1593 code for a protein of 530 amino acids.